CCAGGGACUCAAAAACCUGAAGAAAGUCCGGGGAGACGGAGAAGGGGAAGUGCCCUUUAGGAAAUGAAAUUAAGUGACCAACCUAUGUCUACGUGAUUUGGGCUUUGGCCGGCCUCCUUCUGGGCGUAAUCUUCGGUAUAUAAACUUUAGAGGCAGGAAGGAUCCAGGAUACAGUUCUCAGCUUUGCCAACAGUCACUCCAAUACCUGGUCAUCCUCUUUGACCUCCACCCCAAAAGCCGCAGUCAUGAGCUUCUUACAACUCAUGAUGAAAAAGAAAGAACUUAUUCCUUUGAUCGCAUUUGUGAGUUUUGCUGGAGUUGGAGCAGCCUGCAUGUCCGUAUACUCCCUUUUCAAAACUGAUGUGAUUGUUAACAAACAGAAAAAUCCAGAACCAUGGGAAAAUGUGAAUCCCUACGAGCCUCAGAAGCUUUUCACAAUUAACCAAAAGUGGGAGCCUGUUGAAGAGCUGCAGACUGUCAAACAGUUGACCAAAUGAAGAGUCUUCAUCUAAAUCGCACUCUAUGAAUCUAGUGGAAACAUUUCUGCACAAACUAGGCUACUGAAACCAGUGUGCGGAAGUGCUUCUACUACAUUUUUAGGGUCUCCCUACAUUUUUGGACUCUGAAGGAGGAAUUCCAUUUUGUAUAAAAUAUAUGUAGUUCAUUAAAGUGUUCUUGAGGAUUUUUUGCAUUUA
Molecule: messenger RNA, 695 nt
Organism: Phascolarctos cinereus (koala)
Lineage: Eukaryota; Metazoa; Chordata; Mammalia; Diprotodontia; Phascolarctidae
Product: normal mucosa of esophagus-specific gene 1 protein-like
Cellular component (GO): respiratory chain complex IV
Source: RefSeq, a predicted model, not a curated record